AUGGAAGAUGAGCCCCGUGUGACUCCCCGCCAGAUCUGGGCGAAUCCGACCUCAACCACGACCCAUACGUAUGCCUCCGGGUGUACACCAUUCGUUUUGCCUAGCGAAGGGAUUAUACAUAUCAACAGCUCGUAUGCCCUGACGCUGAGCGGAAAUGCCGUCUACGAGCCUGUUUGCACCGGUGACCCGACCGAUUAUGUCCAUGUGUCCGCGGUUCUGGACACACGCGACCCGUUCUACUCCUCCGUCACGCCACAACUAUACGCCAUCGGCUGUGCGACUGUGGUCAGCUACGUCCUCGUCAUCAUCCUCUUCAUCACUCCGCGCACGUUUUACGUCGGUGGCCCCGGCGGCGGCGCGAACUUCCUCGGACGCCACGGCAUGAUAAGCAGCUCCUACAGCGGAAACUCAUCAGUUGUUGGAGUCGGCGGGCGGCCAUGGCUGCAGAAAGUGGCCGCGGUUCUUGUCGCCAUAUCGCUGACGAUUGCCACGGUGGACUCGUUUAAAGUCGCCGAGCGCCAGUAUGGCUAUGGGUACUCGGAUGCCGAAGCGCUUUCGGAGGAAGUUAUCGACGGCACGGAGAUCCGCAUCGUGCGCGUGAUUUCGAGCACGUUCCUCUGGCUGGCGCAGGUUCAGACGCUGAUUCGGCUGUUUCCGCGACAUAAGGAAAAAGUCAUGAUUAAAUGGGCGGGCUUUGCGCUGAUUGUGCUUGACACGACGUUCAGUUGCUUAGAGAACUUCAUGGUUAAGAAUACAUCGACACGCCCGCGGCUAUACGACGAUGCGAUUCCCGCGCUGAGCUACUUGUUUGAAUUAGCGCUCAAUCUGUUAUAUGCAGCAUGGGUCAUCUUCUAUUCGAUUUCGAAACACCACUAUGCGUUCUUUCACCCCAAGAUGCGCAAUAUCUGCUUUGUGGCGCUUUUAUCGCUCUCUGCGAUUUUGAUCCCGGUUGUGUUCUUCGUUUUGGAUAUCGCGAAACCCGAGAUUGCUGGGUGGGGUACGUAUAUCCGAUGGGUUGGUUCAGCUGCGGCUAGUGUGGUGGUGUGGGAAUGGGUGGAGCGUAUAGAAGCGCUCGAACGAGAUGAGACGAAGGAUGGAAUUCUGGGCAGAGAGGUCUUCGAUGGGGACGAGAUGCUGGAGGUCACGCCAUCAGAAGAGGUUGACUGGCCGCGCUAUUCGUCUCAAGGACAUGACAAGGGAGGCGGCGGUGUAUCAUCCGGCUGGGGAGGAAUGAUAAGCCUGGCUGGUCGUCCACUGCGCACUCGAGUCGGCAUUCCUCGUGGAAACCGGAAUCGGGGCAUGGGAGUGCUGGGCCAGAGGCCUAACAAUACCGCCGCGCCGCCCCGACAGAACCCUCACCCUACUCCACCACCGAAUGUAGUGACUCCCAUCAGCCGGGCUGAUACGACCAGUGCCGCAAGCACAGUGUACAAUGUUCGCUACCACCCAGUGGCGAGCCCAACACCACCGGUGACAAUGCCACACAUGGAAGAAGAAGACGAGCUGAAAGAGCCGAAAGACAUGGAAAUCGAAGGGGCACAAGCCCCCCACGCUGCUGAGCAUAUCAUCUCAGCCCACGACACCAGAGAAGAAUCACCGCAGAUUGUCCACCCCGAUCCACGGUGGCGCAACCUGCUCAAUCCAUUCAAGAGGAGACGUGCGUCUUUGCCAAAGGAGGUUGCCUCCGCCCAAGCUGGCGAGGAACACGGCCAGGAACACGGCGAGGAUGAUCGUGACUCCGAUUCAUUCGAGAAUGCCCCUGAGCAACAUCCCGCACAGCCGCGAGGCAACCUUUUCUUUUCGCUUCACCUCAAGGGCCCUUCUGGCGCGGGAUCUCAAAAUGGCGAUGUUCCAUUGCCUGUUACAGUCAUCCCCGCUCGACGGCGAGGCCAGCAGCACACCUGGUCACCCCAGAACCGGCUUCUGGAGCCCGCCGCGGCUUACGAGCCCCGGCCCGGCCGCUCUGAUCUGCCUGUGAGGGUCAUCCCCUCCCAACCGCAGGCUUCUGCUCCAUGGACGGACGCAGACCUUGAGAACGGCGAUGGGGAUUAUACCUUGCGCUAUGAUCCGGAGGCCGCUGCCUUGAUCGAUGAGAAUGUGAGCCAUCCCCGGGAAGAGCACACUGUUAUUGGUGACCAGGCCAGCUGGACAGAAACGACGGUUUCAGACGAGAGGAAUGAUACACUGUCUGGUCAACCGGAUAGAGAGCAGCAUGGUGAUAGUGAUGGCCAUGGUGCCUCCUGA
Penicillium canariense is the source of this 2244-nucleotide messenger RNA. Its product is annotated as PalH/RIM21 family protein. The coding region runs from base 1 to 2244 and encodes 747 amino acids. Gene Ontology annotation, biological process: cellular response to pH. The record is from RefSeq and is a predicted model, not a curated record. NCBI's taxonomy places the organism in Eukaryota, Fungi, Ascomycota, Eurotiomycetes, Eurotiales, Aspergillaceae. The transcript has 2 exons. Gene Ontology annotation, cellular component: plasma membrane.